AUGUCUGAUGCUCCGCGACCGACGCUCAAGCUCAAAUUUGGGAAGAAGCCGACAACUGAACCACCGGCCAACCCUCCGCCCACGCCAGCUGGACCAUCUCAACCAAAAAUCACCCUGAAGAUCGGCUCCAAACCCAGACCUCCACUCCCAGGGACCGAAGAAAAGCCGAAAAAAAAGAAGACUACAAAGAAACGGCCUGCCGAAAAUGGCGCCCAGCCAGAACCCGUUGCUGAGCAAGGUCCAAAGCGCCUCAAGUUGAAUCCCUCUAAAAAGCCUGGCCUACAGGCUAUUCGCCUUAAGAACCAACGAGUGGUAGCUCAUCGACCGGUUGGUGUGGGUUACGACUCGGAGGCAUCAGACACGGAAGCCGAUCCCGCCAUUGAAGAACAAUUCAUUUUACGAAUGGCACCAGGGGAGGACUGUGAAUAUCUUCGCAAGGCCAUCGCCGAGCGAUCAUUCGAUAAAUCAGAAUUUUCAUUCAAACCCUUAAAUCGUGAGGGGCGACGCGCAGUCUUGAAAGUUCGUGACCAAAUGUAUGCUGCGUCUUUGGUGGACCUUCCCUGCAUUAUCGAGGGAAUGAAAAGCUGGGAUCGUCGGGGCUGGUAUAAAUCAGCCGAUAUUUGUCAAAUGUUGUUGGUCCUUGGACCUGUGUCUGGUGAUCAAGAAGCGCUGGACUAUCCUCUUCCUGAUGACAUUGAAUAUCCAGAUGACAAGACACUACACUACCCUCACGGUCUAGCACCACCAUUGCGAUGGGUUCGCAAACGCCGCUUCCGAGAUCGCGUGAGCUCGCGCACAAUCGAACAAGUGGAAAAGUCAGUUGAAGAUCUCGUCGCCCAGGAUGAGACCUCCGUCUUCCCACCGCGAUUUGAACUGGUCGACAGCGCGUCUCUGAAUCGCGCUGAAGGAUAUGUGCAAGAUGAAGAAUACGAUGAUUACUACGAUGAAGAUCAGGAUGCCGAAGGCGAGGUGGACGAUGACAUGGGUGCCGACUUCGACGAGGACCUCCUUGCCGCUGAGAUGGAAGCGGCCUUAGCUGCUGACGAUAACGAUGUCUCCGCCAUGCCCACAGAUGCCGAGCAGGCAGAGACUCCGUCGGCCAACCCAGCUACAGCACCCGAUGGACCAGGCGGUCGAGAAACAUCGGUUGAAGAUAGUGACGACUCGGACGAGGAUGACCUGGAUGAUGAGCAGCUAGAGCAGCAACGACAACUACAACAAUCGCGCGAAGAGAUUGCUGAGCUGGAAGAUCUAAUUCGCACCGAAACCCGACAAUGGGAGAGUCUGCAGAACCCGAUUCUACGAAAUAAGAUGAGCCGGCGUAUCACAGAGCUCAAGAAGGAUCUGUCACUGAAGAAGGUCUCGGCUGGACUAGGGGACGACACGGAUAUUUGA
Penicillium verhagenii is the source of this 1395-nucleotide messenger RNA. RefSeq names its product transcription initiation factor TFIID subunit 7 family protein. Lineage: Eukaryota; Fungi; Ascomycota; Eurotiomycetes; Eurotiales; Aspergillaceae. The record is from RefSeq and is a predicted model, not a curated record. Gene Ontology annotation, molecular function: RNA polymerase II general transcription initiation factor activity. Bases 1 to 1395 code for a protein of 464 amino acids. The transcript has a single exon. Gene Ontology annotation, biological process: transcription initiation at RNA polymerase II promoter; RNA polymerase II preinitiation complex assembly. Gene Ontology annotation, cellular component: transcription factor TFIID complex.